Molecule: messenger RNA, 3132 nt
Organism: Manacus vitellinus (golden-collared manakin)
Lineage: Eukaryota; Metazoa; Chordata; Aves; Passeriformes; Pipridae
Product: ATP-dependent RNA helicase DDX19B
Biological process (GO): poly(A)+ mRNA export from nucleus
Cellular component (GO): nucleus; cytoplasmic stress granule
Molecular function (GO): ATP binding; RNA helicase activity; RNA binding
Source: RefSeq, a predicted model, not a curated record
AUGGCCACCGACUCAUGGGCUGGCGUGGACGAGCAGGAGGCGGCGGCAGAGUCGCUGAGCACUUUACACCUGAAGGAUGAAAAAACCAAACCAGAUGCCAAUGGUGCUGUUGUCAAGGCUGACGACAACGUGGAGAAGACAGAGGAGGAGGAGAAGGAGGACAGAGCUGCCCAGUCCUUGCUGAACAAGCUGAUCCGCAGUAACCUGGUUGACACCACAAAUCAGGUGGAGGUGCUGCAGAGGGACCCUACAUCACCCCUCUACUCCGUCAAGUCUUUCGAGGAGCUGCGCCUGAAACCACAGCUCCUGCAAGGAGUCUAUGCCAUGGGCUUCAACAGACCAUCUAAGAUCCAAGAGAAUGCCCUGCCCAUGAUGCUUGCUGAACCCCCUCAGAACCUGAUCGCACAAUCGCAGUCCGGUACUGGCAAGACAGCUGCCUUUGUCCUGGCCAUGCUUAGCCGUGUUGAACCCGGAAACAAGUAUCCCCAGUGUUUGUGCCUUUCCCCAACAUACGAGCUGGCACUUCAAACAGGAAAAGUGAUUGAACAGAUGGGAAACUUUUAUCCAGAGCUGAAACUUGCGUAUGCUGUCCGAGGCAACAAAUUGGAGAGAGGGCAGAAGAUCUCGGAGCAGAUUGUAAUUGGCACACCUGGCACCGUGCUGGACUGGUGUUCCAAACUGAAAUUCAUAGAUCCCAAGAAGAUCAAAGUGUUUGUCUUGGAUGAGGCCGAUGUGAUGAUCGCGACCCAGGGCCACCAGGACCAGAGCAUCCGCAUUCAGAGAAUGCUCCCUAGGGACUGCCAGAUGCUGCUGUUUUCAGCCACCUUUGAGGAUUCUGUGUGGAAGUUUGCUCAAAAAGUUGUUCCUGACCCAAACAUUAUCAAACUGAAGCGCGAGGAGGAGACCCUGGAUACCAUUAAGCAGUAUUAUGUCCUGUGCAACAACAGAGAUGAGAAGUUCAGAGCUCUCUGCAAUAUCUAUGGUGCGAUCACCAUCGCCCAGGCCAUGAUCUUCUGCCAUACUCGGAAGACAGCAGGGUGGCUGGCAGCAGAGCUGUCCAGGGAAGGCCAUCAGGUGGCCUUGCUUAGCGGGGAGAUGAUGGUGGAGCAAAGAGCUGCUGUGAUCGAGCGCUUCCGAGAGGGCAAGGAGAAGGUGCUGGUGACCACAAACGUCUGUGCCAGAGGGAUCGAUGUAGAACAGGUCUCUGUUGUUAUCAAUUUUGACCUUCCUGUGGAUAAAGAUGGGAAUCCAGAUAACGAGACCUACCUGCACCGGAUCGGCCGCACCGGUCGCUUUGGCAAGCGAGGACUGGCCAUUAACAUGGUGGACAGCAAGCACAGCAUGAACAUUCUCAACAGAAUCCAGGAACAUUUCAACAAAAAGAUAAACAAAUUGGAUACUGAUGACUUGGAUGAAAUUGAGAAAAUAAAUAACUGAAAUAGCUGCUGGAACUGGUGUGUGCCCUGCUGUGGAAGCUCUCCCACUACAAUUGGAUCAGCAUUUGGAUUGGCACAGCCUCUCGGCUCGUCCCGAAAAGGACUCUUCAAGAUAUGAGUACACAAAAAUUACCUCAUUUUCAAAAUUGCAGUUGGACUUCAAAUUGUGCAACUAUGGGGAGGAAGAGGAAGUGUUUACAGAAGCUUUUAACAUUUCUUAGUUUAGCCUUAAAAUGAGAUGAUCUUUGGAAUUCUGAGAAAUACACUUGCCAAAAGAGGGGCAGUAUGGAAUUAUCUAAAAUUUAAAAAGGAAAAAAGAAACAUUAUUGCCUUUAAUUGGAAUAAUGUGCAGCAUUAACCUGAUCAGUUUAAAUUCAACAGCUGAAUAUAUAAUGGAUAUAAGUAAAGAAAAAACAAAAACCCAAACAAGGCAGCUGGUUUUUGGCUAAAUACUCAACUUAUACAAACUAGGAUGUCAUUCUCUUGGCACUCCCCUGAGCUCUUUAAGUCUCAUUUCUGGCUUCCUGAUGGAUUUGCCCUGCUUUUCCUUACGUAUAUUGUCCUGAGGAUGUUUCCAGUAGCUCCUACUUGCAAACACAGGUGCCGUCUUGCUUUUGCUGGGCAGUAUUUUCUUUUCCCUUGUCCUGGAUUUGUUGGAAUGGCCGCUCCCUGUGACAGGGGGUGGUGGUGACAUGUUUAACAUGGCUAAGGUGUGGGUGGGUGGGGUGGGAGGGGCAAUAUAAAGGGAACUGUACUAAUUAAUUGUCUGCUUAAAAUCCUCUCUGUGAAUUAAAUCCCCCCAUGUGAUUCAGUUCCCUAUGCUGUGAAACUCAGCAUGGAUAAUGUACACAGCUGCUGGGCUUCACCCAUCAGUUAUAUAGGAAUAAAAGAAACAAAAGAUCACGAUAGCCUGUAUUGACCAAGAAACUUACCUUUAGAACACCAAGUUUACCUGUUACAGUACCAGAGUUUUGAGUUAAAUUGCUCAGCCAAAUUGCAGGUGGGAAGUGCUCCAUAGUGCAAAAUAGGUCAUUGGUCCCUGCCCUGGGGUGUUCUGUGGAUGAGGUAGGAGUCACAGUUCCUGGAGGAGGAAGGAUUUACACCUCCUGUGUGUUGGGACCAUUCUCAUGCGCACAGCUGGAAGCCUGUGGGCUGUUGCCCAGCCCAGUUUCCAGGAGAAGGAGGCUCCUGAACUAGAAUUUAGGGUGCACAGCUCACGGCCCUGCUACUCAGUGUGGGAAUCAUGUCAAAACAAAUGUAUAAAUUGUAAAUUUAAACUAUGACUUGUUUUAUUUGCAAUUCUGGCCACCAUAUUCUGUUCAAAGACAGGAACAUGGAUCCUUUUACCAAGUAAAAAAAGGCUCAUUUAAAAUGUACCUAAAAUUUUAGGAAAUUGUGCACCCUUUUAUCAAUUUGUAUAAAAGCUUUAGUGAAGAAAAAAAAAACGCUUAAAAUUAAACUUUUUGUAUUCUGGGGUGUAUCUAUUUUUAUUCUGUUGGAAUCCUAUUUAAAGUGGCAGGUGAGUGAGUGCUUGCCUGUCGAGUGGAAGACUUGAUUUUAUCACCUACUUUCCCAGUACAGCUGAAUGACCUGGUGACAGCAGAGUAUUGGGCUGAAUUGUCAUGGAAGCUGCUGCUGGUCCUGUGUGCUGUUUCUAAUGUACUUUUAAUUGGAAUAAAGAACACAUACUGAAUGA